Messenger RNA from Cyprinodon tularosa, 1784 nucleotides. RefSeq lists its product as uncharacterized. The record is from RefSeq and is a predicted model, not a curated record. The transcript has 8 exons. Lineage: Eukaryota; Metazoa; Chordata; Actinopteri; Cyprinodontiformes; Cyprinodontidae. The coding region runs from base 204 to 1784 and encodes 526 amino acids.
UGAUUAAUAUUAUUCUUUAAGGUGCAGCUGAUUCCUGUGAUGGCCGACAAGAUGGAGCUCAGUAUUAUGGAGCUUUGGGAGGAUCAGUGGAGCUUCCACUGGAGAAAGACGUCUCACAAUUACGCCAUGUUGAUUUAACAAAGAACUACAGUGUAUUUAAGGGGUAUACCAACAAACCAACAGAAAGCUGGAUAGAUGGAAAAAUGGUCUUUUAUUCAAAUAAUGGAUCAUUUAGGAUCAACGACCUGAAGAUGAGUGACAGCGGUGAAUAUAAACUUAGAAUGUUUGGUAAAAAUGGAAAGGAAACAGGAUCUAGAACUGGGCAGCUCUGUGUUCAAGCUCCCGUGUCUUCUGUCCAGCUGGUCCAUCAAUGUUUGUCCCAGGGACAGAUCAAGGUGUCCUGUCUCUCUGAAGGGGACAGUCCUCAGUACAGCUGGACUCUGGAUGGAAAAACACUGACAGACUCUGAACUCCUCUCUGGAAAUAAUCAGACUAACAUCAUCGUUCUAAAACCGUAUAUAUCAGGGCAUCUUUUCUGCUCAGUCAGGAAUCAAGUCAGUUCAUCCUCCAACGAGAUCAACAUUCCUGACUGUGGCUUCAUAUUCAUUAACUGCACCAUCAAUGGGACAACAAUAGCUAAAUGGGUGUAUAAAGAAAAUAACACCCUGUGUGUUGAACCAACAACUGUCCCUCCAGCAGGUAAACAUCAUAGUGUGGGUGCAGCUGCUUCCUGUGAUGGACGACAAGAUGGAGCUCAGUUUUAUGGAGCUUUGGGAGGAUCAGUGGAGCUUCCACUGGAGAACGACGUCUCACAAUUACGCCGUGUUGAUUUAACAAAGAAUAUCAGUGUAUUUAGGGGGUUGACCAACAAACCAACAGAAAGCUGGAAAGAGGGAAGAAUUCUCUUUUAUUCAAAUAAUGGAUCAUUUAGGAUCAAUGACCUGAAGAUGAGUGACAGCGGUGAAUAUGAACUUAGAAUGUUUGGUAAAGAUGGAAAGGAUAAAGGAUCUAGAACUAUGCAGCUCUGUGUUCAAGCUCCUGUGUCUUCUGUCCAGCUGGUCCAUCAAUGUUUGGCCCAGGGACAGAUCAAGGUGUCCUGUCUCUCUGAAGGGGACAGUCCUCAGUACAGCUGGACUCUGGAUGGAAAAACACUGACAGACUCUGAACUCCUCUCUGGAAAUAAUCAGACUAACAUCAUCGUUCUAAAACCGUAUAUAUCAGGGCGUCUUUUCUGCUCAGUCAGGAAUCAAGUCAGUUCAUCCUCCAACGAGAUCAACAUUCCUGACUGUGGCUUCAUAUUCAUUAACUGCACCAUCAAUGGGACAACAAUAGCUAAAUGGGUGUAUCAAGAAAAUAACACCCUGUGUGUUGAACCAACAACUGUCCCUCCAACAGUUAAACAUCAUAGUGUGGGUGCAGCUGUUUCCUGUGAUGGCCGACAAGAUGGAGCUCAGUAUUAUGGAGCUUUGGGAGGAUCAGUGGAGCUUCCACUGGAGAACGACUUCUCACAAUUACGCCGUGUUGAUUUGAAAAAGAAUGGCAGUGUCCAUCAAUGUUUGUCCCAGGGACAGAUCAAGGUGUCCUGUCUCUCUGAAGGGGACAGUCUUCAGUACAGCUGGACUCUGGAUGGAAAAACACUGACAGACUCUGAACUCCUCUCUGGAAAUCAUCAGACUGACAUCAUCGUUCUAAAACCGUAUAUAUCAGGGCAUCUUUUCUGCUCAGUCAGGAAUCAAGUCAGUUCAUCCUCCAACGAGAUCAACAUUCCUGAUUGUGGUGAGUGA